AUGCAGAAACGUCAACAAGGCUAUAUACAACUUUCGAAUUCAACAUCUUUGUCGGAACCUUCAGCUCAAAAGCCUUUAGUUAUAAAUCCACAGACCGAACCUCAAGUUGGCGGGAGAGCCAGAGUAAAAGCGAAACAGCCUAAUAGAACGACAAAGACAACUCAGAAAUUAAAACUUUUUCCGGAAGAACAAAUAGCUAAUAAUGUUGAAGAAGUGAAUGAUGGAAAAUAUAAUCAAAUCAGUCAACUUACACAAGUAACCGCUAGAAGGGAAGCUGAGAGACUUAGCAAACAAGAACGACUUAAGCUUCCCCGGGUCACUGCUUAUUGCACAGCUGCAACUUAUCGGUUAGAUGAUUUAAUGAAAUAUCUUCAAAAUCGAAAAGUACGUAAUAGUACCGCUCCAAAACGUUUGGAUGAAUGGCAAGAUGCUGUAAUCCCUCCUCAAGAGCUGGAUCAACAAAUUCCUGAAAUUAUUUUCUUUGAUUAUGGUGUUGUUGUCAUCUGGGGCAUGAAAGAGGUUGAAGAAAAAAGUCUAUUACGUGAAUUAGUUGCCUUCGAAGACGAAAAAUUAGCUCCUGAGGAUGUCGAAACUGAAGAAUUUCAUUUUCAUUAUGCCGCUUCUUAUCAACCAAGAAUCUAUAAUGAUGUGAUUACUCUUAAACAUUCCGGCAAUUAUAUGGUGAAGGUUACAAUAUCUCACGCCAUUGCUCAAUCUGUCAAAAUGACCUUAUUUGAAGGAUUAAUUGAAGAUACUAUCGAGGCUACAAAACAUAUUCCAAUAACAAUGGCAGAAUCGGGUAAAGUCUCUAUGUCAAGAACUGCCAUUACCAAAAAAAUUGGUCAGUUAUUCAUAAUGCGAAUCAAUAUAAAUUUGGUUAGCAAUAUUUUAGACACUCCUGAAAUUUUUUGGUCUGAACCUGCGUAUGAGCCGUUAUAUAGCGCUAUAAGAGGUUAUCUUGAAAUCUCUCAACGAGUCGAACUAUUAAAUCAAAGAGUGGCUGUAAUAAGUGAUCUUUUAGAUAUGCUUAAAGAACACUUAACAAGUUCUCACGGCGAACAACUCGAAUGGAUAGUAAUUGUUCUUAUCGCUUUCGAAAUCAUAAUUGGCGUGAUUACCAUCUGUAUCGAUUCUGCAAAGUUGGUUUAG
Cetraspora pellucida is the source of this 1149-nucleotide messenger RNA. The record is from the annotation of a GenBank genome assembly. Lineage: Eukaryota; Fungi; Glomeromycota; Glomeromycetes; Diversisporales; Gigasporaceae.